GAAAGACACUGGACACUCACCCACUCAUUCGAAGCCAGAUAUCGGAGAGCUCACAACCACCUCCUCUCCCUAUCUCGGACAAAGCAUAACUGGACAUCACUUCGCCCAGGAGAAGCGGUGCAUUCUUCGAAGAGGCCACGCGUAAAGCAGUUUUUUCUCAAUUACAAAUCCCAGGUCAGUGAGGUGUGUGCAAUCGUUCCCAGCAGACGGCAGAAGGAUGAACAGCUUCGAUCUGGUUGAGCUGCUGGACACGUGGGAGGACCUGAACCUCACUGGCCUCUUGGAGAAUGGGACGCGCGUGGAGUUGGUCGGAUGUCCAACAGCGUUCGACCGCAGCGCCCUGCUCUACUCCAUGUGCAUCCUCUACGUCUUCAUCUUCCUGGUCGGUUUGGCCGCCAACGGCCUCGUCCUCUGGGUUAAUGUCCGCGCCCAGCGGACCACUUCCGGUUCCUCCCCUCGCCAUGAGACCCACCUCUACAUCGCCCAAUUGGCGGUGGCUGACCUGUGCGUUUGCGUCACGCUGCCCGUGUGGGUGAGCUCCCUGGCGCAGCAUGGCCACUGGCCCUUCGGUGAGGUCGCGUGUAAGCUCACCCACCUGCUCUUCUCCGUUAACCUCUUCAGCUCCAUCUUCUUCCUGGCCUGUAUGAGCGUCGACCGCUACCUGAGUGUGACACGGCCCGCCGACAGUGAGGAUGGGGGCCGGCGCCGGAAGCUAAUUCGCCGCAGCGUGUGCGUAGGGGUGUGGCUCCUGGCUCUGGUGGCCUCCCUGCCAGAUACCUACUUCCUGCAGGCGGUGAGGUCAUCACACGGGGAGGUAGUGCUGUGCAGGCCGGUGUACCCAGAGGAACACUCCAGGGAGUGGAUGGUGGGGGUUCAGCUGAGCUUCAUCCUGCUUGGUUUCGCCCUCCCCUUCCCUAUCAUCACUCUGGCCUACGCCCUCCUGGCCAAAGCCCUCUCCUCCUCCUCCUGUUCCUCCUCGGCGGUGGAGCAGGAGCGUCGUGUGAGCCGCAGGGUGAUCCUGGCCUAUACCGUAGUGUUCCUGGGCUGCUGGGGGCCCUACCACGGAGUGCUCCUGGCCGAUGCCCUCUCCCUGAUGGGCCUGGUUCCUCUGAGCUGUGGGCUGGAGAACGCCCUUUACGUGGCCCUGCACCUCACCCAGUGUCUGUCCUUGCUCCACUGCUGCUUCAACCCCAUCCUCUACAACUUCAUCAACAGGAACUACCGCUAUGACCUGAUGAAGGCCUUCAUCUUUAAGUACUCAACACGUACAGGCCUGGCCAGGCUCAUAGAGCAGCCCCACGUCUCUGAGACAGAGUACUCUGCCGUCGCCGUGGAGAACCCACCACAGAUCUGAGACUGAACUCUAGAGCACACCCUGGAACUUCAGAACACACCACAGAACUCUAGAACAUAGUCUGUCCACCUGACCCAAAAUGACUGAAAUGACCUAAAAUGCAGUAACCCAUGAUAACCUAUAUAGGCUAGAUUCGGGCCCUCACAUCAGAACAAAACUAAAUAUGUGUCUUAACAACUAGAGCAUAACAAAUAACCUUGCCCAAAGCCUAGGCUGUACACAUACUUCACCACUGCCACAAGUCUGUGUGCCCUCAUCUGAAGCAAACAAACAUUAUUUAUAAUCCAACAGACCCCUCACAUAAGCUACCUGGGUAUUUCUCCUGCUACCAUGCAUUCGUAAUAAGGAUGUGAGGGACUGCAGUUACAGGCCAUUGUCAACUCAGACUAACGAUGUCUGGAGAAAAGCACUUAUAUCGAGUGGAAGAGUAGAUUCUCUGUCUGACAAACAGACUGUUUCUGAAGUAGUGCCAUUGUAGUCAUGGCGACACUCUCUCUCUCUCUCUCUCUCUCUCUCUCUCUCUCUCUCUCUCUCUCUCUCUCUCUCUCUCUCUCUCUCUCUCUCUCUCUCUCUCUCUCUCUCUCUCUCUCUCUCUCUCUCUCUACCUACUUCAAGCCAUACCAAUCCCAGUUUGUCUGUCUGAAGAGUCCUAUAUAGCAGGGGCCGCUAGCCAAGCAUUGCCUGUAUUUUAGUUACAGCAGUAAUUGUAUACUAAAGAGUUGACCCAAUGGCUACAUUGUUUUUUAAACUGCUAGAGGUGUGUGUGUGUGCUUGUGUGUGACACCUCAAAAUCCACUUUGUAAAUAGUUAGAAGGGCAUUGAAAUACAUAUAUGAUCAUUGUUAGAUUGUUAUUAUUCAACUUUCUAUAUACUGUAUUUUUGUACAUAUUAUAAAAUACUUUCAAAUUUUGCAUUGUUUAUGUACAGAUGUAGGACCUUAAUUUGAUCACUCUUUUGUUCUUGAGGAUUUUCCUGCACCACAUUUAUUCCUGAUUUACAUAGAUUUACAGAAAACCAGCACUAACACAUGGUUAAAUGUGACCCACCGCCUCGAUUCGGUCUUAUGUAGCACAUUUGAAAUUGUGUUUUUUACAUUGAAUAAAAGUAGAGACUCAGAGCUACAAAAUGGUGUAUCAUACACUGCAGCUGAGAAACAAUGGGGAAAUAAUUCUGCUUUGAAAGUUGAUAAACUUGUAAUCCCACUUUUGAGAAAAUGGCCCUUGAAUGUUUUGGUACAUCUA
This is a messenger RNA of Coregonus clupeaformis (lake whitefish), 2595 nucleotides long. Its product is annotated as atypical chemokine receptor 3. Gene Ontology annotation, biological process: vasculogenesis; chemotaxis; angiogenesis. Lineage: Eukaryota; Metazoa; Chordata; Actinopteri; Salmoniformes; Salmonidae. The record is from RefSeq and is a predicted model, not a curated record. The transcript is spliced from 2 exons. Bases 218 to 1354 code for a protein of 378 amino acids. Gene Ontology annotation, molecular function: G protein-coupled receptor activity; coreceptor activity; chemokine binding. Gene Ontology annotation, cellular component: membrane.